AUGUCGUGUUUGGGAUACAAAAUUCAAAUUACAUGUAAAAAAUCACUUUUGUCUACCUUUUCAUCGAGGUUGAAGGAAGGAAAAUACUUGGAGGUCUCUAAUUUUUCUGUUAGAGAUAAUGAUGGUGUAGAUCGAGGAACUACACAUACUUAUAGAAUUGAUCUAAAUUAUUCGUCCCAUAUUGCUGAGUGUGAAGAUUUACAAAUUGAUUCAUAUGGAUUGGAGUUUGUCACAUUUGAUGACAUACUAUUAAAGAAAUAUUCAAAUGUUUUUUUAAUAGAUUUUAUUGGAGAAGUUAGUGGCUAUAGUUCUAUCCAAGAGAAACCUUCUUCAAAAUUGAUGACCAUUGAUCUUAUUAAUUUAGAGAAAAAUGCAAUUGGAGCAAGAACAAUUUCUCCACGACCAAAUGAGAUAUCAACUGAGACUAAUGAGUUUCUAAAAGAGGAUAUCGUAAAAGACAUUAGUGAUUUGAUGCAGUGUGAACAGUCUGGGUUAGGUGUGUGCCUUGCUACAAUUGAAGACAUUGAUACGAAUUUCAAUUGGUACUACGAUUCAUGCAAAAUUUGUUAUAAGGGAGUCAAACGAGAUGGUGAUAAGAUAACUUGCAAAAGGUGCGGGAAAGUUUUGAAGGCAACCGUGCCUAGGUUCAGAUUGAAGAUAAUAGUUUCUGACAAAACAGAUGAUGCAACUUUUGUUCUAUUCGAAAAAGAGGUGCACAAGUUGUUGGAUAAAUCCGCUUCAGAUUUGUUAGAAAUGCAAGUGAAGAAAGGUGACAAGGAUGGGUUUCCUGAAGAAUUCACAAAAUUGCUUGGCAAAAGAUUACUCUUUAAAGUGGAGAUUCCUCACCCUAAUAAGGUUGGUCAGUCAAAGGAUUUUGCUGUUAUCAAUACAACUGACAAUCAAACGACUAUAGACAAAUGGAUGGGACUCUACAUGAAAAUGGCGUAUGAGGAAGCCAAAGAAGCACAAAAAGAAAAUGAGAGUGUCAAGGAAAUUGAAGUGGAUAAGGACCAUAAUAUGAGCAACGACCAAGAUUCGGCAACUUCUGUUACACCUCAAAAGCGCAUCUUAGAAACUAAUGAUGAUAGUGAUAACUGCAUAUAUAGCUCCCCUUUGGAUGCUCUGUUAUCAACAAACAAAAAGCCCAUGAUUGUUACGGAAGAAAAGAAGUGA
Beta vulgaris subsp. vulgaris (sugar beet) is the source of this 1173-nucleotide messenger RNA. RefSeq lists its product as uncharacterized. Lineage: Eukaryota; Viridiplantae; Streptophyta; Magnoliopsida; Caryophyllales; Amaranthaceae. The transcript is spliced from 9 exons. Bases 1 to 1173 code for a protein of 390 amino acids. The record is from RefSeq and is a predicted model, not a curated record.